Molecule: messenger RNA, 907 nt
Organism: Cladocopium goreaui
Lineage: Eukaryota; Dinophyceae; Suessiales; Symbiodiniaceae
Source: the annotation of a GenBank genome assembly
GAAUGUAUGUGAGAAGACGCUCAAUGCCCAGGGCUUUCCCAUUAUGGACUCCUCCGAAGUGUGUGCCGAGAUGAGUUGUUUGCCUUUGGACCACGAAGCCCUUGCGCUUUUGAGGCGCUUGCGGCCCCAGGAGGCCUUGCAAGUCCUGCAGCAGGUGAGCAUACAAGGGAUUAACAACAACAUGUCGAGCUACAUCAAGAUCAAGGUGAGAUCGAAGCUGGGUGAUCCAGACAACACCGAUGAGGAUCCCAAGAUGCCGCAGCCUGUCCCGGCGAAGACGGAGCCUCGACCUUCGGCGGCCACGCCAGCGCCAGCCACGCCGGAGCCAACGCCGGAGCCGGUGAAGCGGCCAGCGGAAGAGGCACUGGAGGAAGCCAACGAGGACGACUCUGAAGAUGAGGACUUUGACCUCCUCCCAGAGGAGAAGGAGCCCACCUUGGGCUCUGGCUUUAUAGAGGAAGAGCCCACAGAGAAGCAGCUGGAGGCGUUCGGCCGGUGGAAGCAAGAGGCGCAAGACUCCUUGGAGGCUGGGGAUGUAAAGACUUCCCUGGAACGGCUCACUGAAGUCAUUGAGGGCGGGGGCGGCUCCGCUCUCAUGCUGACGAAGAGAGGUGAGCUCCUGUUGAAGGAGCGAAGGCCGUUGGCAGCCAUCCAGGACUGCUCUGCAGCCCUACAAUUGAAUCCGGAUCUGGGCAAAGCCUACCGCGUCCGUGGCAUCGCACAUCGGAAGCUCGGGAAGUACAAAGUGGCCAAGUCCGACCUUGCACAGGCCCAAAACUUGGACUUUGAUGAAGGCGUCAGCUUCAUUGAGAAGUUUGUCAGCGAGAAGGUGCGCCUGGAGGAGCGACGCCGAAAGAGGCACCAUUUGGGCAACCAACGGAAUGUCCUGAAAAUUUGGUGCCGAUGA